Molecule: messenger RNA, 1908 nt
Organism: Cercospora beticola
Lineage: Eukaryota; Fungi; Ascomycota; Dothideomycetes; Mycosphaerellales; Mycosphaerellaceae
Gene: SEC61
Product: translocon subunit SEC61
Biological process (GO): post-translational protein targeting to membrane, translocation; SRP-dependent cotranslational protein targeting to membrane, translocation
Cellular component (GO): Sec61 translocon complex; membrane
Molecular function (GO): signal sequence receptor activity; transmembrane protein transporter activity; ribosome binding
Source: RefSeq, a predicted model, not a curated record
CGCGCAGCUGCCGCCCAGGGGCCAGGGCCCACACGUUGGACAGCUGGCUUCCAAUGCACAUAUUCUAACAACGUAGGCCUUCAGUGCGCACCUGCAUCAUCCACCAUUCACUCUCUUUUCUUCACCUCCUCAACACCAUCGAGGUUUCGUUUUUCGCGCAGGCCUGGCACUGUAACACGCGAGCGACAUACCCCCGUGGCCGAGUAGGAGCGCGUCAGAGCCUCCAGCACUGCCGGCACCAUGUCUGGACUUCGCUUCCUCGACCUCGUGAAGCCCUUCACGCCCCUCAUUCCCGAAGUCCAAGUACCCGAGACGAAGGUCGCCUUCAACCAGAGGAUAAUAUGGACGAGCGUGACUCUGGUCAUAUUUCUGGUGAUGAGUCAGAUGCCACUCUACGGCAUCGUAUCAUCAGAUACUUCGGACCCACUUUACUGGCUGCGUAUGAUGAUGGCUAGUAAUCGAGGAACACUCAUGGAGCUGGGAAUCACACCCAUCAUCUCUUCAGGCAUGGUUUUCCAGCUUCUUGCUGGCACCCACCUCAUCGAUGUCAACCUGGACCUCAAGUCGGACCGAGAACUCUACCAGACCGCGCAGAAGCUGCUUGCCAUCAUCUUGUCUUUCGGACAAGCUUGUGUCUACGUGCUCACCGGUCUCUACGGUCGCCCAGCCGACCUUGGUGCGGGUAUCUGUGUUCUCCUGGUCGUUCAACUCCUCACUGCCGCUCUGAUCGUCAUUCUGCUCGACGAACUUCUGCAAAAGGGCUACGGACUCGGAAGUGGAAUUUCGUUGUUUAUUGCGACCAACAUUUGCGAGUCUAUCGUCUGGAGAGCUUUCUCGCCAACUACUGUCAACACUGGCCGUGGACCAGAGUUCGAGGGUGCAAUCAUUGCGCUUGUCCAUCUUCUGGUAACGUGGCCAAACAAGCAGCUUGCGCUUCGAGAGGCCUUCUAUCGCCAGAACUUGCCAAACAUCAUGAAUCUGCUGUCCACGAUCAUUGUCUUCAGCGCCGUCAUCUACUUGCAAGGAUUCCGCGUGGAGAUCCCAGUCAAGUCUUCCAGGCAACGAGGCAUGCGUGGAUCCUACCCGGUCCGACUUUUCUACACUUCGAACAUGCCUAUCAUGCUGCAGUCCGCAUUGUCUUCCAACGUCUUCCUCGUGUCGCAGAUGCUCUACAACAAGCUGCCAGACAACCUUUUGGUCAAGCUUCUUGGCGUUUGGGAGGCUAAGGAGGGCACUUCGCAAGUCCUGCCAGCCAGCGGUCUUGUCUACUACAUGAGCCCACCGCUCAACAUCACUGAUGCUCUCUUGGACCCAAUCCACACCGCCGUCUUCGUCGUCUACAUGCUUGUGGCAUGUGCUGCCUUCAGCAAGACCUGGAUCGAGGUAUCUGGAUCUAGCCCUCGUGACGUGGCCAAGCAACUCAAGGAACAAGGACUGGUGAUGGCUGGUCAUCGUGAUGAGAGCAUGUACCGCGAACUGAAGCGUGUCAUCCCUACUGCUGCCGCCUUCGGAGGUGCGUGUAUCGGUGCUCUCUCCAUCGUCAGCGACAUGAUGGGAGCUCUGGGAAGUGGUACUGGUAUCCUCAUGGCUGUCACCAUCAUCUACUCUUACUUCGAAAUCGCAGCCAAGGAAGGCGAUAUGGCGGGCCUUAAGGGCAUGGUUAUGGGUUAAGUUGGAUGCUCAAGUUGAAGGUGAGGCACCUUGUGCAUAGCGUAGUGUACUAGCAACAGAACGUCGCAAAAGCGAAGCAUUGGAUUGAGCCUUUUGAAUGCCUCAGCCUCAGCGGCUCCUGCUGCACGUACCCGGUGGCACCUCCGCAUGAAAGUGCACGUGCAGCUUGGAGCUCUGCCGUCUUCCCCAGCCAACUUCCCCGCUCACUUCCCAAACGGUCAGCAGUCUUGUGCAUCA